This is a messenger RNA of Molossus molossus (Pallas's mastiff bat), 1347 nucleotides long. It is a transcript of the gene CIRBP, whose product is annotated as cold inducible RNA binding protein. The transcript has 7 exons. Bases 90 to 608 code for a protein of 172 amino acids. The record is from RefSeq and is a predicted model, not a curated record. Lineage: Eukaryota; Metazoa; Chordata; Mammalia; Chiroptera; Molossidae. Gene Ontology annotation, molecular function: RNA binding. Gene Ontology annotation, cellular component: spliceosomal complex. Gene Ontology annotation, biological process: positive regulation of mRNA splicing, via spliceosome.
CCCCCUCACUCGCGCGUUAGGAGGCUCUGGUCGUUUUGCUCCGUCGUCUUCCCGCCUGCGUCAGGGACCUGCCCUACUCAGUGGCCACCAUGGCAUCAGAUGAAGGCAAGCUUUUCGUUGGAGGGCUGAGUUUUGACACCAAUGAGCAGUCGCUGGAGCAGGUCUUCUCAAAAUAUGGACAGAUUUCUGAAGUGGUGGUCGUGAAAGACAGGGAGACCCAGCGGUCACGAGGCUUUGGGUUUGUCACCUUUGAGAACAUCGACGAUGCCAAGGAUGCCAUGAUGGCCAUGAAUGGGAAGUCUGUGGAUGGGCGACAGAUCCGAGUUGACCAGGCUGGCAAGUCGUCUGAUAACCGAUCCCGUGGGUACCGAGGUGGCUCUGCUGGGGGCCGGGGAUUCUUCCGUGGGGGCCGAGGCCGGGGCCGUGGGUUCUCCAGAGGAGGAGGGGACCGAGGCUAUGGGGGGAGCCGGUUCGAGUCCAGGAGUGGGGGCUAUGGGGGCUCCAGAGACUACUACAGCAGCCGGAGUCAGGGUGGUGGCUAUGGUGACCGGAGCUCUGGAGGGUCAUAUAGAGACAGCUACGACAGUUAUGCUACACACAACGAGUAAAAAUCCUUCCUGCUCAAGAUCGUCCUUCCAAUGGCUGUAUAUUUAAAGAUUUUGGGAGCUUCGCUGAAUCGUUAAUGUGUAGUGAACACACCUCCUUGUACCCACUUUUGUAGUCUUAUCAGUUCUGAUCUUGUCAAACACAGCCUGACUGCUUCUGACCCCCCAGAUGGCUUCAUUACUAGACUACUUUUUAAGGAAGCGCUGUCCGUUUUUAAGGGUUUUAAAAACGUUUUGAAAAGCACUUCAGAUUUUACUUUUUUGUUUUUACCAUGAGCCAUGAGUUUUUUAGAAAAUCAUUGGGGGUUGUGUGGGUUUUUUUGGUUUUGGUUGUGUUGUCUUUUUUUACUUCCCUUUUUAGUGGGGUUGGCCUGGUGAAGUUGGGUCCCCCGAUUUAAGUCUCUUUGGGUGGACUCAGUCCGCUCUUUAUUGGAAGCUGAGCGAGCCAUGGCUUUUUCCAACUUCAUGUACUGUUUCUGAGUAUAGCAUGGUAGGACCUGCCUUGGGUGGCAGCAGAGGUGCCUGGCCACCUGGGCCCCACCUGUACAGCCCAUCUGCUGUGUAUGACUUACAGUAGACUUGGAGAUGUCCCCAAGAGGUUCUUGAAAAUGUUUAUUUAUAUUGUCCUUUUUUACUGGAAGACAUGCAUAUCCCAUUGAUGUUGUAUUUGAAGUGGUUAAGGAAUUCUUGUACACAGUUUUUUUGGCUUUACGAAGCCGAUUAAAAGACCGUCUGAAAUGAA